AUGGACCUGGAUUCGGAGUUUGAAGACGGCCGUGACGGUGUGAAUUAUAGUGCGAAUUUUGUCAUAGACACGUUUUUUCCAACGUUUGAUGAUGCAGUUAAAUGGGCGGAUGCUGUUGCCAUAAAUCUGGGAUUUAUUUUGGUUAAAUCGUCUUACAACAAAACCAGAGAUGGUCAACCGUAUCGAUAUUUGAGAUGUGAUCGGGGACGAAAGAGCAAGCCAAGAGAUCUUGAGAACGCAAUUCGGAAGGGCAUAAAAACCAAAGUCAAUGGAUGUCCUUUCUACAUCAAGAUAUAUUAUGAGUUCAUCACCAAUAGUUGGAAGAUCCGAGCAAAAAAUGAUGCAACUGGGACCCAUAACCAUCCAAUGAUUGUGUAUCAGGAGGGUCAUCGUAAAAUUAGUGGCUUGAGCCCGGAUGCGAAGAAGGUUGUGCGUCACAUGACAAAGUCAAAGGUUGCACCGCGUAACAUCAUGGCGACUAUUGCAGAGCAAUUUCCUGAUGAUCAUCCAAACAUCAGACAUAUUUAUAAUUGCCGGAAUGACUUGAGAACGGAGAUGUCUGAUGGGAGAGGAGUUGUUCAGCAAUUUCUUCAUUUUGCGAGACAGAGUCAGUAUAUUUACUGGGUCAUGUCUGAUGAUCUUGACGUUCUACAGCAUGCGUUUAUGGUGCACCCAAUCACGGUAAACAUACUACGCACGUACCCACAUGUGAUCGGUAUGGAUUCUACUUACAAGACCAACCGAUACGGGAUGUCAUUCUUUGAGAUAGUUGGUGUGACACCGACAAAUCAAAAUUUCCUCAUCGGUUAUGUAUUCAUGCGCAACGAGUGCACGGCAAGCUAUCGGUGGGUUUUGCAGAGAUUAAGAGAGUUGAUUGGGCAUGAUAAGGAACCCUCGGUAUUUUUGACAGACCGUGAGCUUGGUUUCUGUGCGGCAUUGAGAGAAGUGUUUCCAGGGACGUCGCAUUUACUUUGUCGAUGGCACAUUAACAAAGAUGUGGAGGCUCGGGUCACUGAUAUGUUCAAAAACAAGAGGAUCGGUGUAAGUUUCAAAAACGACAAAUGGAAACGCAUCAUGGAUGCUGCAACCGAGGCGGAUUAUAAUGCUGCUGUAGAUACAAUGAAAGCUCGGUGGGCAAGUUAUCCGGUAGUGAUUAGUUAUGUUGAGAGAACAUGGCUUUGUCAUAAAACGAAAUUUCAUCCGUAUUGA
Molecule: messenger RNA, 1209 nt
Organism: Chenopodium quinoa (quinoa)
Lineage: Eukaryota; Viridiplantae; Streptophyta; Magnoliopsida; Caryophyllales; Amaranthaceae
Product: protein FAR1-RELATED SEQUENCE 5-like
Exons: 2
Coding region: 1-1209 (402 amino acids)
Biological process (GO): regulation of DNA-templated transcription
Source: RefSeq, a predicted model, not a curated record